Polyodon spathula (Mississippi paddlefish) is the source of this 1880-nucleotide messenger RNA. Its product is annotated as syndecan-2-like. The record is from RefSeq and is a predicted model, not a curated record. Lineage: Eukaryota; Metazoa; Chordata; Actinopteri; Acipenseriformes; Polyodontidae. The transcript is spliced from 5 exons. Gene Ontology annotation, cellular component: membrane; cell surface. The coding region runs from base 169 to 807 and encodes 212 amino acids. Gene Ontology annotation, biological process: cell migration.
GGAUUCCAGAGAGAGAGAGAGAGAGAGAGAGAAAAAGAAAAAGAGAGAGAAAGCAAGCAAGUAAGCCACAAACAAGUGUGGAGAGGAGAAACGGGAGUUUGUCCAGCGUGGAGGAAUUGCUGAUAAGAUUUGGUAUUUUAAAUCAACAUAAAUUUGUUCACAGGAAUAAUGAGGAACGGUUGGAUAAUCGUUACGCUCGGUCUGGUGACCUUUGUAUCAGGUGAAAUGACCCCGGCAGCCUCACAGGGUCAAAUUUCUCCUGACGAAAAGGAUUUGUAUCUUGAGGAUGGGUCAGGGGAUUUUCCAGUAGAUGAUGACGAUGAUUUUAAUUCUGGGUCAGGCUCGGGUCUCGAAGUGGAAAUCGAGGAGCCCAUCACUGUGAAAACGUAUAUGUUUCCAAAAGCACAACCAACCAGGGACUCGACUAAAGUCUUCACACACAAAGUGGAGACAUCUACAGCCAAAGCCAGAAUGCUGCCUAAGAGUCCUGCCAGAACCGAGCCACCAGUUCUGGCCACGGAUACAGAUCUGGAUUUAAUGAGCACAACUAGUAAGCCAAAAAUGUCUGGCAGUGGUCUGGACACAGACGUGUCUGCGGAGAUACAGUCCGAAAACCUCUUCCAGAGAACAGAAGUACUGGCAGCUGUAAUUGCUGGUGGAGUGAUUGGGUUCCUGUUUGCAAUCUUCCUGAUCGUACUGCUAGUGUACCGCAUGAGGAAGAAGGAUGAAGGCAGCUAUGACCUUGGGGAACGCAAACCGUCCAGCGCUGCCUAUCACAAGGCACCUACCAAGGAGUUUUACGCAUAAACAUUAUGGAGAAUCUCUGAUUGAGAUCAAUGAACUUUUUAAAAACAGAAAUGAAUACAAAAAAGCUUUUGUUUAGAGUAAUGGAAACCUUUCUUUUUUUCUUAAAAAAAAGAAAAGAAAAGCCAACAAGGCUGUUUUAUGGCGAAUCCCAGUGUAUUGAAAUAUUUCAUGUAUCCUUUUAAAAGGCUGAAAAACAACAAAAAACAACACUUAAUUUGUAACUGUGAAAAGCAGUGGAGGUGUCUAAUGAAGCCACUGUUUUUCACAGACUAGUUUUUAAUAAAGCAGUAUAUGUAAAAAGACGAUGGAUAUAAUUGAAUAUAAUUGUUCUGGGCCUAGCCUGUCUUUUAAUUUUGUCAUAGCAUGUGUGAAGUUGAUCUACAAGGUUUACUUCAUUAAUUUAUCUGUUUUAAAAUUGCCUUUCUAUAGUUUUCAUGGUGCAAUUUUGUCUUGAAAAUAAUAAUAUAGCAGCAAGUGUAAAUGCAAUUUUUCUUUUUUAGGGUACUUUAUAAACUGUCUUUUGCUUUAUAUAAAGUAGUCAAGAUUGGGAAUUUCUCACGCUGCUUUGUUUCUUAAUGUAGCUUCAGUCAGAUUUUCAACAGCAGCAUCUGUGUACAAAACAAACUGGUCUUAACUGCAAACUGUGUAUUUGUUUCUUCGACGAUCUUCAGGAUAGAAGAUUUGAUGUAAGCUACUGACAGAAAAGCCUAAGAAAACCCAAAGACGUAACCAUAUUCUGGAAGCUGCUGCAGAUUCUGCUGGCCACUUUUUAAAAAAAUGUGUCUCUCCUUUCCAUUAGAAGGUUUGUGAUUAGAGACUGAUAAUUUGGAAUCCAAUUGCUUAACAAUACAUGUAUAAAAUAUAUAUUUACAAAUGUUUUAAGCCUCUGAAGUGCCUACCAUUCUGAAUUGUGCUUGUUCCAGACUGGAUAGAAAUAUUUCUGUAUUUCAGUGUGUGAGUUUUGUGCUGGCAUUUUAGAAGCACAGGCAAUUGUUAAUCUUACAGAAGCAGACAGUAUUGUAUCUAUAAUUUGAAACACACUACUGAAUAAACAUUGUGGCCUAAUACUAAAA